UGAUAGCGGCGAGAGAAUUUUAAAUCGUGUUGGUGUCACUUGAGGAGCUCACCAUCAGAGCCAGCCAAGAAUGCACGACUGCACCCUUGAAAAAGCACUCCCGUGAACAAGCACCUUGUGUGUAAAAAAUGCAUCACCACCUCCCAGUUGAGAAUCUGGCAUUCGAGACCUCAUGGCUGGCCAUUGGGAAAGUCCCAUGGAGCCAAGCAUUGUUUAACCAUCACCACUACAUACCCAACGCAAAGAGGCUGUCUCCGGCUGAGUAACAACAAAUCUUCACCUGGUCAGAACAGAUUUCAAUUCCCUCCUCGCACAAUCUCGCUCCGUUUUCAAGUAGUCUACAAGAAUAAGCUCCAUUUCUUCCCCAGUCCUUCCAAGGUUAUAUAGCUUGAGCUAUCACAAUGGCUACUUUGUUGCAAGAAAUGUUGCAAGAAGACUCCAACCUUCCAGUUUAUCAAGUGAUAUCAAAGACGUUCAUCAGUGCUACUGAUUGCAAAAUCAUGUCGAAGUCACAGUCUUACCAGAACUAUUGCAGUUCCAUUUCGGCUCAUACCCCCCAGAAGCUCCGGCAAAAAAGGCAGUCAGGGGCACCGGGACCAGUAGAAAGAGUGAUAAUUCAAAACCAGGGUCGAAGUGCACCUAGUGCCACAGCCAAGAAGCUUGUGGCUAUGAAGCUCAAGCAAUCUCGCGAGGAAGCCGCCACCAAACUGGAAGUGGACUUAUUGGUCCAAAAGAACGUCAUUAGUGCCAACACUGCAAGUGUUUGGAUAAGUCCAGCCUUUCCUACUGCCCUCAAAGCCCAGAGCCAAGCAAGUAGGAGGCAUCUUGUCAUAGCAGUGUCAAAGUGGCAAGAUACUCCAACUGCUACUGGAAGUGUUAGCAAAGCAAAGCCAGAAGAAAUCUCGAAGCAAGUGGAUGUCUCUUGGAAGCCAACUACAAUGGACCUGAGUGUUGCAUAUGCAAGCACUCACACAACGUCAGGAGAUAUGCCUGACACGCAGGAAGAAUGGAUGAGAGGCAAUGUCAGCUCCAAGAACACUCAAUUUUGUGGUUCAACGAUGGGGCUUGAUUCCAGCCCCACCUUGAAGUACAGCUUCGGAAAGCAAAGAGCGCCAGUGCCCACCCCAGGACUACGCUUUCAGUAAAACACGAGGUCCACGGGGGUUGACCAAUACGGGGUCUGCGGAAAGACAUCAGAUUACAUCUCUCCCCAUACCGGUACUGAAGGAACCAGUAAGAAGAGCCUAUUGAGCACAUUCUGACAACUGUAAUCGAUGCAAAACGAGGUCAAUCUAUACAGAAAGGUUUUCCUGCAUGGGUAGCACCUGCUUUGAACAACGUGUUGCAUUGAAGGUUACCUCGGCAUAUGGAUGGACUGCAAAUCACAUGACCAAAUGCCUGACGAAAGAUCCUCUCAUAGGGGCUUCAAGCGUCACCACAGAAGAAACCGACACUCUUUCAAGCCGGACCACUUCAUGUCAACGACCAUUGUUGCCGAGAGGGAUUAGAGCCAAAUUUGACGAGUAAUUCCACUUUUUAACAGUAUAUCAAUUAUCUAAUCAUAGUUAUAGGAUGAACUCGGGGUCGUACCGCUACCAUUGUCGAAGCAAGUAAGGAACCCACCACAGAACCGGUAGUACCAGUAGUUGUUGU
Messenger RNA from Seminavis robusta, 1653 nucleotides. The record is from the annotation of a GenBank genome assembly. Lineage: Eukaryota; Bacillariophyta; Bacillariophyceae; Naviculales; Naviculaceae.